Messenger RNA from Penicillium canescens, 1485 nucleotides. RefSeq names its product long-chain-fatty-acid-CoA ligase. Lineage: Eukaryota; Fungi; Ascomycota; Eurotiomycetes; Eurotiales; Aspergillaceae. Gene Ontology annotation, molecular function: oxidoreductase activity; FAD binding. Bases 1 to 1485 code for a protein of 494 amino acids. The transcript has a single exon. The record is from RefSeq and is a predicted model, not a curated record.
AUGAGUGCUUUCUUUCAGAACGCCGGCAACAAUCCCUGUGAUCCUUUUGGAGAAUCCGAAAUUCAAUGCCACGUGAAUGAACACGUCCAGAUGGCUGUCAAUGUUAGUUCGGUGGAUGAAGUACACGCCAGCCUUGACUUUGCCCGUGAGCACAAUGUCCGAAUCAUAAUCAAAAAUACAGGACAUGAGUACAUGGGGAAAUCGGCACCGGCACGCGGGACAUUGUCAUUGUGGACUCACCAUCUUUCUUCGUCUGAAGUGAUUCCAAAUUAUCAAAGUCAAAACCACAACGGUAGUGCACUUCGCCUUGGUGCAGGUAUUAUGGGAUCGGAUGCGGUGAGGGUUGCUCAUGAGAACGGGCUGCGCAUCGUAGCAGGGUUCUGCCCAAGUGUUGGCAUUGCUGGGGGUUACAUCCAAGGCGGAGGACAUGGUCCAUUGAGUUCAUCAUAUGGGAUGGCGGCAGACCAGGCACUGGAAUGGGAGGUUGUGACAGCAGAUGGGCGACACAUAAUCGCUUCGCCGACUCAACACACCGAGCUGUACUGGGCUCUCGGCGGGGGCGGUGGGGGUGUUUUUGCAUUUGUCAUAUCUGUCAUCGUCCGGGCAUUUCCCGAUGAUAUACCCGUGGGAGGCGCCAGUAUGGUCAUAUCCCGACAAGAUCAGGCCAAUGAUGAUGCCUACUGGGCCUCCUUUGCAGCCUGGCAAGAAGAACUCCCAGCUCUCUUAGACUGCGGGGCCACAGCCGGUUACGCCAUCUUAAAUGACACUUUUUUUGUGCAUCCUAUCACAAUAGAGGGAAUUCAGACUGCUGCCGAGAUGGAGACAUUGCUGGCCCCACUGAAGUCACGGCUCGAUGACAUGCACAUACGGUACACAUUGCAGGUCAGCUCAGAGGCCAACUUCUACAACCAUUACCGCAAAUACCAAGGGCCUUUGCCUUGGGGUGCAUACCCGGUGGGUCAACUCUUCGGAGGGCGGCUGAUCCCGCGUGUGGAGCUUGACGAGCGACCGCACUCUCUACUGGCUACCGUUCGACGAAUCACCGAGGAAACGCAUGCAUUUCUUGGGUUUGUCGCUCUCAACGUUAACCAAACUCAAAAAGGAAUUACACCCGUGCAACCUGUAGCAGACAAUGCGGUUCUUCCCGCGUGGCGUCAUGCAGCUCUGACGGUCCUGGCUCAAUCAGUGUGGAACUAUUCUGCCCCUCGCGCGGAUGGGCUUUCACGUGCGGAGGAGAUGACCCGGGUGGUUGGACCGGCGCUAAAGAGACACGCAGGGGUUGGGCCAGCAGUUGGGUCGUACAUGAACGAAGCCGAUUUCCAAUUGGAGGACUGGCAAGUCGAGUUUUAUGGGGCCCAUUGGGAUAUUCUGAGUGGAGUGAAAUAUCGAUGGGACGCCGAAGGAUUGUUCUGGGCACCACUUGGCGUGGGUAGUGAAAAGUGGAGGUUGGAGAAGGGGGGCCGGUUGUGUAAAGUCGUCGGUUAA